UAAUUGAUUUUGGAAAGUUUGUCGUACAACUGAAAAAAUUUUAAAACAAAACUAGAAUUUUGGGCGGUAACGUCCAAUGACUUUUUUAACACCCAUCUUAAAACAGCGUUAGACUGUCCUGGAAUAUCUAUCCAAAUAUCUGAAUAAAUAUUUUUAAAGUGUGGCAUAAAUCUGGUAAGGACAGAAUGAAAAUGGAAAACUUAACUUAAAAAGUAAACUGACAGAUUGUGCCAUGUGAACAAAGUUCUAAAAGUGUAAUUGGAAGCUCUAGACCAUCAAAAAAAUGUAAGAAAUUAGGCUCUUGCCUUCUUCUGCAUUUGAAAAGCAAAGAUUUUUCAGAUUCCCUUCAUCAUAACCCGGGCAAUGUUUAUGUGUUUGGAAGAUGGAAAAGGGAAGCAAGCCGGAUCUGACUAGAACAGCGGAGUACUGAAUAGGUAAUGUGGGUCUCUCUAUGGGAGACCUAGAAAGUCAAGCAGAAGAACUUGAACUCCAUGUAAUUGGACAUCCUUUCCACUCCCAUCCCGACAGACCUGAGGAAAUCACGAGAGUAUGGGCCAGUGUGAUGAUGAACAAGGACUAUCAAAAAGUUUGGUCAUCAUCUUCAGAUCCUGUGCAUUUUGAAAUGGAUGUUUCUCAUGAAAAAUUAGAAAGCAUGUCAGAAGCGGAGGCCAUGAAUUUCAUCAGUCUUUCUCAAGACUUAACCCACUCAAACUCUCCCUUCUAUAUGGAAACCAGCAGUACCACUUCAGACUUGCCUCAGAAUGAAACAAAGAAUGCUGAAAGGGAAAAUGAGUCUAAAUUCACACUUUGCGAAGAAAUUUAUGGCACAGUAGACGAUUGGUUAGGUGAUGUCGGGAUUGGAAAUGACUCACAGAACUUACUAACUCAGCCAGUUGACACCAGCAUUUCCUCCUUCAGGCAGUUGGAACCCAUUUGCAAAUUUCAUCUCAAAGAAGCAUUUAAUGAUGAAAUGAUACCAUUUCAAAAUCUGACAGAAAGCUUACCUUACACAGAGAAACCAGAAAUGCAAAGUCGUGUGUAUAAUUGUGCAAAAGACACCUAUAUGAAGGAAGAUUCAAUUAAGGAAGAAAAUCCAGUGGAAACUGGCACCUCCACAAAUGAAGACCAACUUGCUCACGAGUGGGUCAAACAACCUUCUAGAAGCCCACCUCUAGUCCACAGUAGUGGAGAGACACCGAAAUUCAUGGAAACGUCACUGCCUAAAAGUACUUCCAUGGAGUCUGCACUCAAACCUAAUCAACCUCAAAACUUCUUAUAUAAGGAAAAUGGACACAGAGAUGUUGAAAAACCAUUUUAUCAAGGGAAUAGCUUUAACCUCCUUGAUCUGAGAGCUAAUUAUACAAAAGAGGAGAUCGCAGUGUCUUCGAAAGGAAUACAGAGCGUUGGGGAUAUUCCUGAGACGCCAGUCUGUCACCAUAAGGAGGUCGCCGUGGAGGGUGUGGACAGUCCAGGGAUGGCCUCACCUUGGUCUCCUGCAGGCAUUUCUUGGUGUGGUGGAGCAUCUCUGGAGGACAGUAAGAUGCACGACCUGAAGCAGAGCUUGGAAAGCUCACAACCUCCAGAAGAGGACAUGGCUUUAAUUGAAGUCUUAUGGAAAUUACAGCACACUAACAAACAGCAGCAAACUCGGAUCCAAGACCUGCAGAGGAGCAACAAGUAUUUAGAGAGGAAGUUUGAAGAACUACAGAAGCAGACUACUGAACAGCAAGUGUUUGUGGACAUCAUAAAUAAGCUGAAGACCAAGAUGGAAGAAUUAAUUGAAGACAAAUACAGAGUGAUGCUAGAGAAGAGUGACACUGACAAGACACUGCAGAAUUUUCACGAGGUCUUAACUCACACCCAAAAGCAUCUUCAGGAAGCUAGGAAUGAAAAGGAAACCUUAGAGCUGGAGCUUAAGAAGAUCAAGGGCAAUUACGUUCACCUCCAGGAAAGGUACAUGACUGAAAUGCAACAGAAGGAUGAAACUGUCAGUCAGUGCCUAGAAAUGGACAGAACCCUGAGCGAGAAAGAAGAAGAGGUGGAGAGGCUGCAGCAACUCAAGGGGAAGCUGGAAAAGGCCACCACCUCUGCGCUGGCCUUGCUGAAAAGGGAGAAAAAGACCCGAGAACAAGAGUUCCUGACUUUAUAUCAGGAAUUUCAGAAGCAUGAGAAGGAAAACCUGGAAGAAAGACAGAAACUGAAAUCGACACUCAAAACGCUGCUUGCUCAAAUUACUCAUUUGCAGUUCAUAUCCGAAAACAAGAAGGCAAAGAACACCCAACUCCAGCAGCAGGUCAACAAAGUAAAACAGGAAAACGCAAGGCUUCGGCAGCAGGUGGCGAGGAGCCAGGAGCAAGAUGAUGGCCCUUGGUUUGAGAUGCCUUUGUUAACCGAGCACUCCGGGGAAGUGGUGGAAGCAGAUAUCACAAAGGAUGCAAAGAUUGUGCAUUCUCAUUUGUUCCUGAAUUGCUCACCUGGUGAAGAGGAGAGCCUGAGUCCCCCAGAUGUGAAAAGAACUUCUCAUGUGGUCUCCAAAAUUUACGGUGUUCUGGCUCUGAUGGUAGGACUUCUCACAUCCCAGGAUAUCACCACUCCCGAUAUUGAACAUUUCAAAGACAGCAAGAAAGUUAAUGAUACAAUGCUACAAAAAUUGAAGCACUUCCAUCUUAAAAAGAAAAAUUUAGAUAAAGAGCUACUGGAACAUAAAGAUAAAAUUACAGCUUUUAGAGAAUUACUUGCAAAAGAAAAAGCAUUUCACGAUCAGGUUACUGAGGUUACAGGUUUUGAUUCAUAUGAAGCCAAGAAUGUUAGAGAUGUGCCUAUCUUAUUGGGAACCAAACUGAAUAAGUACCACAAUCUGAAUGAAGAGCUUGAUUUCUUGAACACGGGGGCCAUAGCGGGGACCCAACCUAGGAAAUCUUCUACUGGCGGACUUCAUGACCGAGCAGUGACACCUGGACGGAGGGUCCCUCAUCCAGCCCCAGCAGCCAGCCGGCUUCUCCACCUCUCCAUCCACCCCUCAGUGCUAUGUCCACACAGUGUGGAAAGCAGCUUUCCAAGAAGACUUCCUCCUCCACUCUGGCUAAGUGUUACAUCAUAUGAAGAAAUCAUAGAAUGUGCUGACCAAAGGCUCGCGAUAUCCCACUCCCAGAUUGCACAUUUAGAAGAGAGAAAUAAACAUUUGGAAGAUUUAAUUAGGAGGCCCAGAGAGAGAGUGAGAAAACCAAGGCCCAGAUUAGAAAAUCAUCCAAAGUCCUUGACCACGGUAGGUCAUAUUGAUGAUCGUUACAAAGAAUGUUAUAUCUUCAUGUAUUUCAACAGUAGCACAAGAUUAAAUUUCAGGAAUGUUCAGCUUAGCUUUCCUUUCUGUCCUCAGAUGAGGCUUCCUCGGCCUCUGAUCAUCAUACAUCCUGUAACUGGGAAGCCCUCCCUCUGAAAUUUUCCUUUUAUCGGUAUCUUCACUUCAUCUCUACAGCCACUGCUUCAUGUCAGGUCUUCGUCAUUUCUUACCUGGCCUGUGCUGGUCUUCUACUUGGUGUUUCUGCCUCUAGCUUGGUGCCCCUUGCUUCCAUUCUCCACCGAGUACACCAUGAUCUUUCAGAAGCAAAUAGGAUGAUGCCCCUUCUCUACAUAAAACCCUUCAGUGGUUCCCCGCUGCGUUCUGGAUCAGAUGGAGCUCCCUAACACAACAUGUAAGCUCCUCUGUGACCUGGCUCUCACCUUCCUACCCAGUCUUCUCAUUCACUGCUU
Messenger RNA from Ailuropoda melanoleuca (giant panda), 3750 nucleotides. RefSeq names its product cancer antigen 1 (gene CAGE1). The coding region runs from base 452 to 3436 and encodes 994 amino acids. The transcript has 14 exons. The record is from RefSeq and is a predicted model, not a curated record. NCBI's taxonomy places the organism in Eukaryota, Metazoa, Chordata, Mammalia, Carnivora, Ursidae.